This is a messenger RNA of Arabis nemorensis, 2529 nucleotides long. Lineage: Eukaryota; Viridiplantae; Streptophyta; Magnoliopsida; Brassicales; Brassicaceae. The record is from the annotation of a GenBank genome assembly.
AUGGCUCAUCUCCCCAGAGUUCUUAUGGUCGCGGAGAAGCCCAGUAUUGCACUCUCGAUAGCUUCAGUUCUCUCUCAUGGCAAGAUGUCUACACGGAGAGGAAGUACAGAGGUGCAUGAAUUUGAUGGGAUGUUUCGAGGCUUCAAUGCACAUUAUAGAGUUACUUCUGUUAUUGGACAUGUUUUCAGUGUAGAUUUCCCAGAAAAGUAUCAAAAUUGGGCAACAAUCGAUCCGCAAGAUCUUUUUGACGCGCCAAUUCAUAAGAAAGAGUCAAACCCGAAGGCUCAUAUUUGUAGGCAUUUAAGUAAUGAAGCACGUGGUUGCAGUUACAUGGUGUUGUGGUUGGAUUGCGAUCGUGAAGGGGAGAAUAUAUGUUUUGAAGUUAUCGAGUCCACUGGCUUUGACAUGAAAGAUACUAAGAGAAGGGUUUAUCGGGCUCGAUUUUCUUCUGUGACCGAGAAAGAUAUCUCAAAGGCCAUGGACAACCUUGUUGAACCAAAUAGGGAUGAGGCACUGGCAGUAGAUGCUCGUCAAGAGAUAGAUCUAAAAGUUGGCGUAGCAUUCUCGCGAUUCCAAACAAGUUAUUUUCAAGGAAAAUAUCAGAAUCUAGACUGCAGAGUUAUCUCUUAUGGGCCAUGCCAGACUCCUACUCUUGGGUUUUGUGUGCAACGGUACAUGCAGAUUAAUACUUUCAAGCCAGAAAAAUUUUGGGCUCUGCGACCUCAUAUAAUGAAGGAUGGUUAUGAGCUUCAGCUAGAAUGGGAGAGACGUAGAUUGUUUGACCUGGAAGCUGCUACUGUGUUCCAAAAGUUGGUCGUGGAAGGAAGAACAGCAAAAGUAAUUGAUGUAUCAGAAAAGCAGGAAGUCAAAGGUCGCCCAUCUGGUCUUAACACAGUCAAUCUGCUUAAGGUUGCUUCAAGUGCUCUAGGAUUUGGGCCACAGACGGCUAUGCAUCUUGCUGAGCGGUUGUAUACUCAAGGCUACAUCAGCUAUCCGCGUACAGAAAGCACAGCCUAUCCUUCUUCAUUCGACUUCACAGAUACACUCAGAGCACAAGUCAGUAAUCCAGUAUGGGGUGAUUACGUACAGAGACUGCUCUCAGACGGCUUUAGUAAGCCAAAGUCAGGAACCGAUGCUGGAGACCAUCCUCCUAUCACUCCAAUGCGAGCAGCAAACGAGGUCAUGGUCGGAGGAGAUGCUUGGCGACUCUAUCAGUAUGUCUGUCAACAUUUUAUUGGCACAGUGUCACCUAACUGCAAAUACAUUAGGACCAAAGUGGAAUUGUCAAUUGGUGGAGAAACUUUCCAUUGUACAGGGCAGCGUGUAACAGAAAAGGGGUUUACAGCUAUAAUGCCAUGGUCUGCUGUAGAUGAGAAAAAACUUCCGUCUUUUCUCAAAGGUGAGAAGAUCGAAGUGUCAGGAGUGGAGCUAUACGAGGGGAAAACUGCUCCUCCGGACUUCCUUACUGAGAGUGAGCUGAUAUCUUUGAUGGAGAAGCAUGGUAUAGGCACAGAUGCAUCAAUACCUGUGCAUAUAAACAACAUUGGUGAACGUAAUUAUGUUCAGGUCCAAUCCGGGAGGAAACUGGUUCCAACUGCAUUAGGAAUCACGCUGAUAAGAGGCUAUCAAUGUAUUGAUCCAGACCUUUGCCUACCAGACAUCCGGAGCUUUAUCGAGCAACAAAUCACUCUUGUUGCCAAGGGCCAAGCUGAUCAUUCACACGUUGUGCAACAUGUGAUUGAACAAUUCCGGCGUAAAUUCAGUUAUUUUGUUCAACAGAUCGAACACAUGGAUGCCCUCUUUGAAUCACAGUUCUCUCCUCUGGCUGAUUCUGGCCGCGCUUUAAGUAAGUGUGGAAAAUGCUUGCGAUACAUGAAACACAUCACAGCAGUCCCACCACGUCUCUUCUGCGGCACUUGUGAAGAAGUUUAUUACCUUCCUCAAAAGGGCACAGUAAAGCUGUACAAGGAACUCACAUGUCCUUUAGACAAUUUUGAGCUCGUGAUCUAUUCAGUUCCAGGACCUGAGGGGAAGUCAUUUCCAUUAUGUCCAUACUGCUACAAUUCUCCUCCAUUCGAAGGCAUAGACACGCUCUUUGGAGCCGCUAAGACGUCUAAUACUUCUGCGAAAACCAAAACCGGUUCGGGCAUGCCGUGUUCUCUCUGUCCUCAUCCCACAUGCCAACACUCUCUGAGAAACCAAGGAGUCUGCGCUUGCCCUGAGUGCGAAGGCACACUUGUCUUGGACCCGGUCAGCUUCCCGAAGUGGAAACUCAACUGCAACUUGUGUAGCUGCAUCGUUUUGCUUCCGGAAGGUGCUCACCGCAUCGCCACCACUAGUAACCGCUGUCCCCAGUGCGAUUCAGCCGUAAUAGAGAUAGAUUUCAACAAGAAAACUACUCCCCUAGAGAACGGAGCCACGCUGCAUCAAGGAUGUGUGCUCUGUGAUGAGUUGCUUCUCUCGCUGGUUGAAGUGAAACAUGGAAGUUUUACUACAAAUCUUCCUUACUACAAGAGAACAAGAGUGUGA